GUUAAAACACGAUCUUUUUAUACGUACAUUUUUUUUUUCGUCUUGGGGCUUUCGGCUUGCAGAAAAGGAGAGCAUCUGAUGCAUCCGCUCACAUGCCACUUUUGAUCAUACGUUGCCUCCUUGCACAGAGCAGGAUCGUUGGGAAAGAUGGAGAUACCAUAAGUUGCUAGUAGUGAAAAGUGCUGCAGAAAUCCAGAGGUUUCCCUUCUCCAUUGAAGUGACAUAUUUUUCCCUGGGUUAAGUUGAAAGCAGUGCUUGGCGGAGAGUGAUUGUAGCUGAGAGUGGGUUUGUGUUUUGUUGCACCGUUAGGUUUUGCAAAGAGCAGCGAUGAAGAGGAAGCUGGCACGCUUGGAGAUGCAGUUGGUUCUCCUCGUUUUAUUGGUGUGGCUGCCAACAAGAUCAGUCCUGGCUGACUCGCUGGAAGACGAAGCUAAGAAUAACAUCACCAUCUUUACAAGAAUUCUAGACAGACUUCUGGAUGGUUAUGAUAAUCGUCUUAGACCUGGAUUAGGAGACAGUAUUACUGAAGUCUUCACUAACAUCUAUGUGACCAGUUUUGGACCUGUUUCAGACACAGAUAUGGAAUACACAAUAGAUGUUUUCUUCCGUCAGAGAUGGAAGGAUGAGAGAUUAAAAUUUAAGGGCCCAAUGAACAUUCUUCGAUUGAACAACUUAAUGGCCAGCAAAAUCUGGACCCCAGAUACAUUUUUUCACAAUGGGAAGAAGUCGGUGGCUCAUAACAUGACAAUGCCAAACAAGCUUCUACGAAUCCAAGAUGAUGGAACUCUCUUGUACACCAUGAGACUUACAGUCCAAGCUGAAUGUCCAAUGCACUUGGAGGACUUUCCUAUGGAUGCUCAUUCGUGCCCACUGAAAUUUGGCAGCUAUGCAUACACAACUUCAGAAGUGACAUACAUUUGGACUUACAACGCUUCAGAUUCAGUGCAGGUGGCACCAGAUGGUUCAAGAUUGAAUCAGUAUGAUCUUUUAGGCCAAACAAUUGGUAAAGAGACAGUUAAAUCAAGUACAGGUGAAUAUACAGUAAUGACAGCUCAUUUUCACUUGAAGAGAAAAAUUGGUUAUUUUGUCAUUCAGACUUACCUUCCCUGCAUCAUGACUGUCAUUCUCUCUCAAGUGUCAUUUUGGCUGAACAGAGAGUCUGUACCUGCAAGGACAGUCUUUGGAGUAACAACAGUGUUGACAAUGACAACACUGAGCAUCAGUGCUCGAAAUUCACUCCCCAAAGUAGCAUAUGCAACAGCUAUGGAUUGGUUUAUUGCUGUUUGUUAUGCAUUUGUAUUCUCCGCAUUAAUUGAAUUUGCAACUGUAAAUUACUUCACAAAACGAGGAUGGGCCUGGGAUGGAAAAAGUGUAGUGAAUGAUAAGAAAAAAGAAAAAGCAUCUGUCAUUAAGAAAAACAAUGCCUAUGCAGUUGCUGUUGCCAACUAUGCUCCAAAUAUUACCAAGGACUCAGUACUACCAACCAUCUCCAAGAGUGCUACGACUGCAGAACCCAACAAGGCAAAACCAGAAGCGAAGCCACAAGAAGCAAAGAAGACAUUCAACAGUGUUAGCAAAAUUGACAGAAUGUCUAGAAUAGUGUUUCCAGUCUUAUUUGGUACUUUUAACUUAGUGUACUGGGCUACAUAUUUAAACAGGGAACCUGUCUUACUUGGCUUUGCCCCAUCAACCUAAAAUCUGAAUUGCACUGAGGACUUAAAGCAUCAUUCUAAUCAGAAUUGCUGUGUACAGUACGACUAAUAACUGCUAAUCUGUGAACCAUUAUGUACAGUGUGUAUAUAGAUGUCUUACCUGUGUAUCUCCAAAGGAGGGACAUGGUGUUAAUUAAUGGGAUCUGUAAACAGAUAGCACCCAUGGCAAAUAUAGCCACCUCUUUAAAAGUUAUACCCAGGGGAGUUCUGUUAAACUAGGAUUCAGAUAUACAGAAUUAUAUCUUCUCCGUACAAUGAGAUGAAAAUAUGAUCCUACACAAUUAUUUAGGAACAAUAUUUUUUUAAUUUAAAGUUAAAAUAUUUUUCUAUAAAGUAACUAAUUCUACUUUAAUGAAAGAAACUGUCAUUUAAAAAAUGAUUUUUUAAAAAAAGGUGUAAUUAUUUCAUACAAUAGCAGUACCCAUGUACAUAACAGAGUACGAAGGUUGUACAGUUCUAUUGUUCACAACCAUUCUGGAUACUAGUUAGGCUCAAGAAGUAUUACAGGCUACUGUAUGGCAAAAGCCACUAGUUUCUUACUUCUGUCCUGUUUGAAGUUGUUAAUAAACUAUUCCAAUUGGUUUUAGGGAAAAGCAAGUGUUAAUCAAAUUUCUAGUAACAGUCAACUUCCAGUAGUGAAACUCUUUUAUUCUUUUCACUGUUUGCUUUAUUUAGUGUUGCUGAACCAGGUUGUCUGGUUCAGCAAAGUUGGAAUUUUCUGCUUUUUGAUUUUUUCUUAAUUAGAUUAUUGUCAGGUUCAUAAAGACACUCAGAAAUUUUUCAGGGUUAAGUAUAUCAGUAAUAUAAUACACUCUUUUUCCUUGCUUAAUGUUAUCCUACCACCUGCCAUUAAAAGGCUUACCUAUAUUUGUCCCGGAAAGCAUUGUUUUCAAAGGAAACAAGAAUUCAUGAUUUCAGUUCAGGAAGUUGUCCAUAUGAAUAAAAUGUAUCGCUGCUUUUGUACAUUGCAACUUUACAUUUCGCAGACAUAACUUUACAACAACUUUGUAUACUAGAAAUGAUUUUGCUAAGAUUUGAAUGUUAUUUUUUUAACAAAAGUUAAUGCAUCAUCAGUAGGUAUCAAGUAUUUCAUAUACACAAAAAUAAAAUUGGAACUGCCAUUUGCAAUUUUAUAUGAAUAUUUAAUACUGAUCAGUAAAAUUAUUUUUCAUCCGAGCCUUUGCAAAUAUUCUUUAUGCCCCUGAAGGCCUGGUAAAUCAGGACAUAAAUAAUAAUUGUGUACUGUAUCUAGAUUUUAGUAUACUUGGCCAAUCAAGAAUACUUUGAUUCACUUAUACAUUAGCAGUUAUUAGUUGACCUUUAAAAAAAGAUGCACCUUUAUGAUGAUGUCUUCUAGUAGAGACAUAUGUAGUCGUAUAGUGUCAUUUAUUGCAGUUUUGUACAGUACUUGAGUAUAGUGCAUAAAAUAGAUAUGUUCAGAGUUUAAAAAAGUUGUACAAAUAUUUCUAAAAUCAAAUAAAAGAGUAUCUUAAGACAUGGAAAUGUGGUAAAAAACAAAAAGAAACAUUGCUUUUAUUUGCUGUUUUGUUUUCUUGUAUUUUCUUUGCUUUUAAUGUGAUUCUGUUUUGUACUUUGUGUGACAGUAUAGAUGCCAAGGUCACAAAUGCAUUUUAUGAAUAGAAUUAAUAGUUAAGGCAGAUUUGACAUCAGUAAAAUAAAGAUAUUACAUAACUUACAAAUGAAAGACACCUUGGCAAGGUGUGUAUCCCUUGAAGUUCCUCUGAUUAAACCAUCACAUUAAACCUUUCUCAUCAACAGGAGUUAAAAAGUGAGCACUUUACUCAGAACACUAAAAUAAAAAUAUUGUUAUUUUCAUAUAUAUUUAUAUAUAAAUGUAGAUCUUCCAUAUUAUAUGGAGAUGUGUGCAAUAGUGUGAUUAAUUGCAUAAGGUUGGAAGGCAAGCAAUAAAAAAAGGUUUUUCAUGGUAUAAUUAUACACUUUUAAAAUGUUUUAUUUGUAAAUUAUGAAUGAUCCCUUCAAUGUCACACAGUCCAGGUAUGAUUAAAUAUAUAUAAAUAUGUACAUAUGUGCAAAUAAUUGUAAAUAUUAGAACUGUAGAAAAAUCCCUUCACUUUUAAAUCUGUUUUUGGCAAAGGGCUCUGACUGUAUAGCUUAGUGGUGGCCCAUGCUUAUCAGUUCUUGGACUUGAGUAGCUUGAUUCUGUUUUCUGUAGCUUAGGUUUCCUUCCUGUGACCUAGUGGGAGUUCUUACCUUCUGUUCACAUCAGCAAGAUUUAGGGACUCUCCGAACCUCACUGGACUGAGGUUUGAAAGGUAGAGGUUUGCGUUUCACCCUUGGCUACAUCCCAGAUACUCUGAACACCUCACAGUGUUUAAACAAUGUUGUGUAUUGCUCCAUGCAUGACACUGUAUAGUCAGAACUCUCCCCGCUAGAAACAUGAGUGUGCUUAGGAGAGUGUUGGAUUACCUAACAGGGAAGGAUUUUGCAUCCUUAGGCAAAAAUGGGGACCCCUCAGAAGGUUUCUAAUAGUACAAGUCUGUCUUCUCCAUCAAGUCCUGAUCUUUUGUCUGAAAGAUAACGUCUGUGUCAUUUACAGCUGCAUGCAAAUAGUGCAUCUUCAGUUUGCACAAGAAGCCUAGUGCUGUCUCACACUGGUCAGCUUUGCUGCUAGUACUUCUAUUGGGUGCAAUUAUUUUUUUCAUUCACUGACCAGUUUCUCAAGGCUCUCAAGGCUUGUGUUAUGCUUAGAGUCAUUCAGGCAAAAUAAACUGGUGUUUAGUACAUGCUAAAGAUGCAUUUAACACAUAAUAUAGAAAAAUAGACAUACCAUAUAAAUUCACUCAGUAUAAGUUAAUAUAUUUUCAAUAGCCACAUGCAUUUCUUGUGGGCAUCAGCAAGAUUUUUGAGUGCAUAUGUUAUAGAGGAGUUUUACCUUUACAUUUAGUACAGCUCGUCUGUAUUUAAAGCAGACUGCUGUGGUAGUAAGGCAUCUUCUUUUUUGUUUCACUACUGAAACUUUUAUAACAAGAAAAUAACUACACAUAAAUCUGGCAAAUUUCUAAGACAGUGGGAUAGCAAAACUGGAGUGUAUCAACAUUCAGAGUGAACACAAGCAUCAUGCAAGGAAUUCUGAAAUGCCAAGGUUAAGCCUUCUUUCUAUUUAGCAAUACAGUAUCUGUGGCUGGGAUUUUAAAGCUGGUCCCAUAAAUGUAUGUGUUGAACACCUAAAAGUUUCUUUUAACUUGAGUAAGACUUUUUGAUCUUAAAAACAUGGAGAGGGAGAGCAUGAGCGAGCAAGUGCAAGUCAUUUCAGUAUCAAAGACUUGCACAUGGAAUCUACCUGUGAAAUUUUGGUUGACAUGCCAAUCUAAUUUAUUUCUCUCAUUCUGGGUCAGGGUAUCAUAUCAUAUUUUAUGUGACUUAGGAAACAAAUACAAUAAAUACUGUGAUAUAACACUGUGGUAAACUUGGACUGGAAUUGUAAUGCCAAACAAGGCUUUUGAAAUAGGUUUCCAAACUAGUAUGGUAGCAUGUAAUUCUCGAUGCAUGUGGUCAAUAAUUUAAUAGUAAUUUAGCCAGCAUAAAGAAUAUUGAGAUCAGCUAGGUUUAUCAACCACGGUACUGUUCAUUGUUGGAGUCUUCUUAACAGAUUGGUUUUAAAACAGUGACUUCCAAAAUUCUUGAUGACAUAUAUAAUGAAACUAACUUCGCCUUCCAUAUCUGGGUAAAUCAACUGGUACCUGCUGCAUUAUUGAACAUCUUAAAGAAAUUACAAUCUUGUAGAUCAUUCAGAAUGAUUUCAAAGCUUAUGCAAAAUGGUCAUUUCUGCUCUCCUAGAAAUGGUUGGGCUCUGAGUAAUACUGAUCAGACAAGAACUAUCCAGUUUAAGGAAUUAGAUUGGAAGCUAUACAAAAAAUAGAGCAGCAGCCUAUGAGAGAAUAGAAGUAGAGGAGUGGAGUAGAAGACUAAGGAGAGACAGUAAAAACAUGGGGACAGGUGGAUGUUGUGAGAUAGAUGUUUGGCUUGGGAGACUACUCAUAUCACUAAACGUUAUGCUAAGUUUAGGAACUAGUCUGCCUGUUUAGUCACUGGAGAGAGAGCAGGAAAGAGCUACUGUGGAAACUAAUUCAAGCAGGAGCCUCACACAGGUGUUCUGAAUCACCUUCUCCCCCAGUGAUUAUAGGUAACAUAUGGAGUGGUGAGAUUUUUUUUUAAGGUGAUGUUACCUUAAAGUGAAAAGUAAACCAGAAGUAGCUGGGGAAGGAUAAAAUGGGAAGAGAGGGAGGAAAUGGUUGCACUACUGUGCUUGGUGAGUUGUGAGAUGAUUGAUGAAGUCUUUGAAGGAGGUAUUGUGUGUUUUUGUUUGAGGUUCACUUCUGAGCCUUUGUUGCCAUAUAUGAGUUGUGGGAAAGUCACUUUUAGAGCCUGAGAAAUUGGGAGCAUCUCCUGUAUAAUUCUGCCAAACUUGAGGGACCUGAUUUGUGAGUUUGAAGCUAAGAGGGAUGUAGUGACUGCUUUAUGAAAGCCAUGCAAUAUUGUGUGCUUCCUGAGGGGGAGCUUCAGGAAUAAAGUAGGAUUUAGUUAAUUCCAAUUUUUCUCUUCUUUAAGAUGGUGCUUUCACUUAUGCAGAGAGAGUCAGCAUUCAUGCUCCAUACCUCUCACUACCUGUUCUGAAAGCUUAGUGAUACAGAAGUCUUGCUUUGGACUUCUGCAAAAUAAAUCUAUACUGUUUAACCUUUCUGUUCCUAACAGACUUGGGUGAAAGAGAAGUCUGAUACAGCUAUGAAGCUAUGAUUGGUCUAUGUCCCAUUAUGUGUAGACAUAAUGCUAAAAUUCAGAUAAGCAAUGGAAUGAGCUUUACAGCAGAACGUGAAAGGCUUCUAAGAGUGUUACCAGAGAGCCAAGCAAGUUAAAUUCAUUAAAAAAAUGGGUCAGAUAAACAUGUAAGUGUCUAAACAAAUCUAAAUAGAAUCUAAGUGUGCUAUGAUUUGAUGUCUAUAAAAAGUUUUUUCUCUUAAAGGCUUUGUAAAGUUAAAAUAACUAUGUGAAAUUAGAUGAAAGUCAUAUCACACUUCAUCUUCCAAUGAAGUGAGUGAUUCUUUGGAAAGCUGAGUUUUGGGAUUCCCUCUACUCCUUCCUGAAGACGCUUUUUCUUCUUUUUGCAGUAAAACUUUAAGCAUGCUUUUAAGAAAAGGUAAUCAUUUUCUUAAAUUCUUUUCCCUGGCUGAGAAUUCCCUUCAUUUCUGUAGAUAACCCAGACUCCUUAAUAGCUGGAAAUUUUUAAUUCUGCCAUUCUGAAUUCUAGCCUUGUGAGGAUCAGUGAGUGGCUUCAUCACUUUAAGCAUGCAGUAAUAGAAGGCUCAGAAAUUUGUUUGUUUUAAUGAAUGGUAGAUGUGAAGUACAUGAAGAGUUCUUGUUUUACUUUCGUUCAUUUAACAUUCCCCUCCUCCCCACCACUCCUUUUAUAUAAGUUUAGACCUUGAUGCUGAAUGCAAAGCCCUCUGGGUGAAUCCUUGUAUUGUGUUUUGAAGCCUAUGAUUAGGGCUAACUGGAAGAGGCUAAGCUUACACCGAGAUCAGGGCAAAACUUGCACUGAAUUUAAAGGAAAACUGAUGAAGAUCCUAGCGAUAUUCUACAUCACUGAAGUCAAUAAGGCUUUUUCAGAGGGAAAGUGCAACUGAGUCCUGCUUUGGAUAGAGAUGCUACUUCUUUAACCCACGUAAAUAAGCCUUUAAAGGAAGAACCAGUUAUACUGAAGUAUGGGACUUUAUCUCUCUUAUUCCUGGUAUUUCAUGGAGAUGUCUUGUAGGAAUAUUGUGAAAGUGCUGUGGGUUAGGAGUAGGUGUCACACUUGAAAAAAGGAAUUUGGAGGAUGUUUUAAAAUAUGCAAGAUGAUGUAUACUCUUCCUCUAGUGUCUACAUAAACACACACACAUAUUUUUAUUGCUGGAAGAUUUAUUUUAUAAGUUAAACUUUGCUUUCAAAACUUCUUACAUUGUGAGUUCUUCACUUGAUCAAGUGGCCUGGAGUGUGUGUUUAUGCAUUCAAGGUGGUUAAUGAUUGCUCUGAAUGGUUUCAUUUGGCUGACAUUUGAGGAGGUGAGCUUUGAAAAGUUGAAGUGUUGUAUUUGUUUUCCAGUGCUUGAUGCAUCCAUCCCCAACAUCACAGAUAGAUGGAAAUAGAGAAUGGAACAGGGCAUUGCUUUGAUGAACAUCUUUUGAUAAUUCUUGUAGAUGUUCAUUUUGGCUGAAUUUAUCAGUUUGUAGGCUGCUAUACCUCAGCAUUAGCACAGAAUGCAAUGUAGUACUCUGCAUCUAUUUAUUAGAAUACAUAUGUACAAUAUGCACCAUAUCUGUGAACUGUUGAAUAAUCGGUUCCUAAACAUCCCUCUUCACCCUCUCCCCUCCAAAAUAGUCACUUCGUUAAGAAACAUUGGAAGGCACUUUAGUGUAAUCACUUCCAUUUAAUAUUAAGCUUUGUAACAUUUGAUUUUUUUUUUUUUAAAUUUAAUUUUUUUAAGUAAAAAUAACAUGGGGUCUGAAUCAGAUUGCUAACAAUUUCUCAGCUGGACUGGAGUCAGAAAGCAUUUUACUUUAGUGUGUUGCUCAGGUGUGAAGAUGUACGGGAGUUUGAAAAUAGGUGCUUACAGUGUAUUAACAAGAAAUAAGGGAGUAAGAAGAGUGGAAUCAAUAGAUUUAAAGAAAACUAAACACAAUCAAAUAUGCACAUGCACAGUAAGAAACUGCAUGAUAAAUGUAAGUAUACUUAACCUUGAACAUCAGUGUCAUAAAAUCUUCUGGGUGACAGUUCACUUAUUUAGUAGGUUUCAUAGCUAUUAACAAUUAAAGGGGAUGAUAAUAUUCUGUAAUUUGUGAUCUUGUUUUAACUGGGGAAAAAAAGUUGUUACUUUUCUAAAAUGUAAAAAAUAACUGGACUUAUGUUUGAAUGUGUCACUUUGCUUGCUGUUGAAGAAUAUUUAUUAACCACAUGCAAAAUAUUGCUUAACAUUAUCUUUUUGUACUUCUUAUUAAAGUUAAUUUAAAUAUA
Messenger RNA from Dromaius novaehollandiae (emu), 8741 nucleotides. It is a transcript of the gene GABRA2, whose product is annotated as gamma-aminobutyric acid type A receptor subunit alpha2. The transcript has 9 exons. Gene Ontology annotation, molecular function: inhibitory extracellular ligand-gated monoatomic ion channel activity; benzodiazepine receptor activity; GABA-gated chloride ion channel activity. The record is from RefSeq and is a predicted model, not a curated record. Bases 328 to 1695 code for a protein of 455 amino acids. Gene Ontology annotation, biological process: nervous system process; regulation of postsynaptic membrane potential; gamma-aminobutyric acid signaling pathway. Gene Ontology annotation, cellular component: GABA-A receptor complex; plasma membrane; dendrite membrane. NCBI's taxonomy places the organism in Eukaryota, Metazoa, Chordata, Aves, Casuariiformes, Dromaiidae.